CGCACCCCCUCCCCCAGCUCACUCCCCUCCGCCCCCGUGCGUUCCCUGGCUAAUCCAUCAUUCUGGGACCGAAAGCCUCAUUUCUCACAUUUUCCCAAGGAAAUCCUAGUCGGCGAGCGGAAUCCCUGCUCCGCGGUGCGCCCUCUCCGGUUCCCCGUCUUCGCGCCCGAGCUGCGGGACGAGAUAGCUCCUGCUUUGCCCAGCAGCAUAGGAUGUGGUGAAAGGAUGGAGCUUUUCCCUCGCGGGGCUCACCAUGGCCAGAGAAGAUUCCGUCAAGUGUCUGCGUUGCCUGCUCUAUGCCCUCAACCUGCUUUUCUGGUUGAUGUCCAUCAGUGUGCUGGCCGUUUCUGCUUGGAUGAGGGACUACCUGAAUAAUGUUCUGACUUUAACUGCGGAAACAAGGGUGGAGGAGGCAGUCAUCCUGACUUACUUUCCCGUGGUUCAUCCGGUCAUGAUUGCUGUCUGCUGUUUCCUUAUCAUCGUGGGGAUGUUAGGGUGUUGUGGAACAGUGAAAAGGAAUCUCUUGCUGCUUGCAUGGUACUUUGGAAGUCUGCUUGUCAUUUUCUGUGUGGAGCUUGCCUGUGGCGUUUGGACAUAUGAGCAGGAACUUAUGGUUCCAGUGCAGUGGUCAGACAUGGUUACCCUGAAAGCCAGGAUGACGAGUUACGGCUUGCCUCGAUACCGCUGGCUCACUCAUGCGUGGAAUUUUUUUCAGAGAGAGUUCAAGUGCUGUGGGGUGGUGUACUUCACGGACUGGCUGGAGAUGACGGACAUGGACUGGCCGCCGGACUCCUGCUGCGUGAAGGAGUUCCCGGGGUGCUCCAGACAAGCCCACCAGCAAGACCUCAGCGACCUCUAUCAGGAGGGCUGUGGGAAGAAGAUGUAUUCCUUCUUGAGAGGAACCAAACAACUGCAGGUGCUCAGGUUUCUGGGAAUCUCCAUUGGAGUGACGCAAAUCCUGGCCAUGAUUCUCACCAUUACUCUGCUCUGGGCUCUGUAUUACGACAGAAGAGAGCCUGGCACAGACCAGAUGAUGUCGCUGAAGAAUGAGCCUUCCCAGCACCUGUCCUGCCACUCAGUGCAGCUGUUGAAACCAAGCCUGUCCAGAAUCUUCGAGCAUACGUCCAUGGCAAACAGCUUUAAUACACACUUUGAGAUGGAAGAAUUAUAAAGACCAGCCGGGGAGGAAACCACAGAUGUGCUUUGUCGGACAUGAGAGUUUUUUAUGUACACACGUGGGAUGCUCCCGAAAUGUGUAGAAGUAAAGAUGUUGUCGUAAAAGAAUGCCUAGGCAGAUA
Messenger RNA from Ochotona princeps (American pika), 1298 nucleotides. It is a transcript of the gene TSPAN12, whose product is annotated as tetraspanin 12. NCBI's taxonomy places the organism in Eukaryota, Metazoa, Chordata, Mammalia, Lagomorpha, Ochotonidae. Bases 254 to 1171 code for a protein of 305 amino acids. The record is from RefSeq and is a predicted model, not a curated record. The transcript has 8 exons. Gene Ontology annotation, cellular component: membrane.